This is a messenger RNA of Penicillium samsonianum, 1752 nucleotides long. Its product is annotated as putative DNA-directed RNA polymerase III RPC4. The transcript has a single exon. Gene Ontology annotation, biological process: transcription by RNA polymerase III. Lineage: Eukaryota; Fungi; Ascomycota; Eurotiomycetes; Eurotiales; Aspergillaceae. Gene Ontology annotation, molecular function: DNA binding. The coding region runs from base 1 to 1752 and encodes 583 amino acids. Gene Ontology annotation, cellular component: RNA polymerase III complex. The record is from RefSeq and is a predicted model, not a curated record.
AUGCCUCCCAAAGCCGCCGCUCGUGAAAGCACCCGUGGAGGGGCCACCAGUCGCGGUGCUCGAACAGAUACAACUACUCCGACUCCCGCUGGCGGGGGCAGUGCGCAAACCACUCCCACGGCAACCGGCACGCCCGGUCCUGCGAGUCGAGCCUCAGUGCAACGGCUUCAAUCACUGAACAAACGCACACCUUCCGGUAGCAUCGCGCCCAGCAGUCGGCCCCCGUCGGCGCUUGGUGGCGAGCCGCCCAAACCGGUCCUGAAACACAAGCCGAAGGCCGUUGGGCGUCGCAGCAAGCAGGAGCGAGAUGAGAUCGAGAGACUUGAACAAGAACGAUACAAUGAGCGUUUGAAGGAGGCUGCCGCUAUUCAGCGUGGCCGUGGUGGUACUGCUCGUCGUGCUGGGUUCCGUGGCCGUGGUGGACCCAUGGCUAUGGGCAUGACUGGAUUUGGUGGACGAGGCGGCAAGCGAGGCCGUGGUGGCUAUGGUGGUUAUGGUGGCGGAGGUGGAGGCGGAGGUGGUGGAUAUGGAGGAGGCGCAGGCGGCGCAGGCUCAGGAUACAAUCGGUCUGUUCUUACUGGGGGCAACCGUGGGCGCGCAUAUGACUCUUCAGACGACGAAGAGAAUGCACUCCGUGUCAGCAUCGAUCAUAUCAACCUCGAUAGCGAUGAGGAGGAUUGGGAUACGCCGAAGGAUUUCAAGGGUAAACAACCCAGCAGGUCGAGCGGCGAACGCGGACUUCGUCCUGUCCGUGUUGAGCGACAUGAACAUGAGGAAAGAGUCAUCAGUGUCAACAUGGAAUCUAGCACAAGCAGAACCGCCGAUCUCCGCAAAAAAGCAGAGAAGGAGAAAGCUGCGAAGGAUGUCGGCCGUACACCUACUAAGGUCAAACCCGAACCUCAAGACGACGACACAACUAUGCGGGAUGCUAUCCCACACGCAGAUGACGACGACUUCCUCCCGGAGCAUAAUGUGCGUGUGCGCUCGGCUCAGAGCAUGAGUCCAACAAAGAGGAGCACAACAGAACUACGAUCGACUCAACCUUCGCCUGAGCCCGAAAUCCCAGACCCACGCAGCCUACUUCACACCAAAGAGGAAACCGACGAAUAUGACCGACACAUGGAAGAUUUGGCUAUCAUCAGGGAUCUUCUUGUUCCCAAGGAGUCAAAGAAGGCCACCACAGACGCGGAAACCGCUGAAGUCGCCGCUGAAGGCAAACCCGCCGCAGUGGAAGGACAGGAAGGUGACCAAGCAAGCGAAGAGAAGGAAGAACAGGAAGAAGACAACCCUCUACAUGGCCAAAUGUUCCUCAUGCAAUUCCCACCGAUGACCCCCUACCUCAGAGUCGCUGGUUCUGCCCAUGGCAACCAAAACCAAGCUGCAGCCCCAGCCGCAACUGCACCUCUCCAGAACGAGAUCAAGCGCGAAGCAGGCGACGACGUGGAGAUCGUGGAAAACAACCAACCAACCGAAUCAAAAGAUAACAGCGUCAUCACAGCCGGCCAACCAUGGUCUCUGCCCACAGGCCGUGUCGGCAAAUUGAACGUACACCAGUCAGGCCGUGUGACCCUAGACUGGGGUGGAAUCAGUAUGGAGUUGGAUCGUGGAGCACCGGUUGGUUUCGUCCAGGAAGCCGUCAUCUUGUCGAAGGUGCCACCGGAGCCGGAGGAAGACACACCAAAACAUGUUUGGUCUAUGGGCCAAUUGUCUGGCAAGUUCACAGUCACGCCGAAUUGGGAUGAGAUGCUUUGA